UUCCCUUUCUACUUAUAAACAUUUUUGUACCGAAAUUUCAUUUUGUUGACAAAUUUUUUGUAAUAAGUUUCCAAUUAUCCCGAAACGAACUACUAAUGUGGUACAAGUAACAUUCGCAGUUGCUUCAAUUUUAUCAUUAUCACAUGAAAAAUAGAAUUAUGUAUAGAAUAAAUCUUCCUACGCGCAAAAGAUAUGCUUAAAAUGGAAACAGUUCAACCUUUUGAAAAACUUUCCAUUCGCGAUUCCGCAAAAUCUCUCAAGAAGUACGGAAGCACAAGCAGACAUACAAAUCGAAAUCAAAACGUAAUUAAGCAUGUGAUAUCAAAUACAGAUACGCUGCAAGGGAUUGCACUUAAGUACGGUGUAACGAUGGAACAGAUUAGAAGAUUAAAUCGUCUUUGGGCAUCUGAUAGUUUAUUUCUAAGGGAAAGUCUUUUAAUUCCCGUAACUGAUAUUAAUUCAUAUCCAAUCAAUGUGGAACCAGCAGCUUCUAGCAGCCAAUCCGAAUCGGACGAAGUGACCUCACCAUGCAGUAUAGAAGACGACGUUAAUAACUUUUUAGACAAGAUCGAUAAUUCUAUAGCGUGCACGAAAAGAGAGGUGAAAAAAUUUCGAAAUAGCGAGUUCACGUCGAGCUUAGAUGACAAUUACACAUCCGAUAGACACAAUCCUAGUGCACCAAAAAAGAAGCAGCUUAUUAACAAUAAUACAGUAACAAACGAUUCCUCACAAUCAAUGCUAACGCCACAGGGAUAUAAAUUACGUAAUUCGUUGCAGAGAUUGCAGGAUCAACAAGAUGCACUAUUUGAAUUAUAAAUGGUUAAGCGUGCAGUGUGAUUUCUGUAGUUCGGUAUUACAGAAUUUGGGGCAUUAUUCAUCAUUCACUUAUUUUUUCCUCUUUUUCUGUAAAAGGAGCAUCUAUUUAUUUUCAAUUCAUCUAACUCGGAAGAUCCGUAAUUUAAUUUAAUAGUUAGUGUAAAAAUAUAGUUUUUAUAGUGAGAAUAUUGGUCUAUUUUGAACUUCCUAACAUUGAACUGAAUUGUAGAAUUGUAAUAAUUCUGAAUAAAAGUAUUUUAAAAAUG
Molecule: messenger RNA, 1082 nt
Organism: Photinus pyralis (common eastern firefly)
Lineage: Eukaryota; Metazoa; Arthropoda; Insecta; Coleoptera; Lampyridae
Gene: red
Product: lysM and putative peptidoglycan-binding domain-containing protein 1
Exons: 4
Coding region: 193-816 (207 amino acids)
Source: RefSeq, a predicted model, not a curated record